This is a messenger RNA of Cryptotermes secundus, 2128 nucleotides long. RefSeq lists its product as uncharacterized. The transcript is spliced from 4 exons. The record is from RefSeq and is a predicted model, not a curated record. Bases 728 to 1123 code for a protein of 131 amino acids. Lineage: Eukaryota; Metazoa; Arthropoda; Insecta; Blattodea; Kalotermitidae.
GUAGCCUGCCUAGGACGACUAGGACGUAGUACUGCGCUUUCUUGUAACAGGGCAGACCUGUUUCGAGGGUUUCGAGGGCAGCAGGAGCCUGCAACGUUCGCAACGUUGGUAGCAAUGUGCCAGAUGACAUGGCCGUCCCAGAUCGUGCCAGAUGUCAAAGGCCUAGGACUAAGAGCGGUGAAGGAUGUUGUAAGGUUACUAGAGUUAAUAGCAUUCAUAGUGUUUACAUCCAGGAGAGCACGUCCCAUAUCAGUUUGUAUUUCCAUGAGAUAAGAAAACGUGACGUGAUGGUAAAACCUUGAAUAGUGGAACAAAUGGAGGCGGUUACUGUUAGGUAGCGACACAAAAACACUUCCAAGGCAACAAACUGGCACAAGAAUAGAGGACGCGGUGUUGUCUAAUCGGCUGUUGCUAGGCAGCGGUGCAGUAGACACAUUUCCGCAACAAUGCAGAACUGUUGGAAGCGGUGUUUUCUGUGUGGUUCAACCGAGGACAUAUGACAAGUCGUGAGCGGCAGCUGUGAGAGUUAUUGCGAGUUGGACGCUGACACACAGGAUUCUUAAGGCAUACCAGUAGGAUUGCUGUACGCCACUUCCUCCCCAGCCCACAAAACAUCUUGUGUGAGGAACAAGUUGCAAGAUUAUAAAGAAUUCUACACUCUCUUGCAACAAGAGUGCCAAGAAUUGUGCUACACAUAGCUGAAGUAUUUCCAGCUCUGAGGGAAACCAUGAACCCUACAGAUUUACAGAAAGUACAAGGUCUGCAUAGUGAAAUAUGCCCAGCUUCUUCUCAAGAUGCAUAUCCAGCCAUCAGGAUAAAAGCCGAAGUAUUUUCAGAUGCAGAAGAGGAGGUGCCUGUCCCGCUAACAUUUGUAGGAAUAAAGGCUGAAUCUGAGAACCCUGCAGAUUUGGAGAGAGUACAGGUACGAGGUCCGUGUGGUGAGCUAUGCCCAGCAUCUUCUCAUGAUACAGAUCAAGACAUCAGUAUAAAAGCCGAGGUACUGUCAGAUGCAGAAGCAGAGGAGGAUCCUCUCACAAUACCAUUUCCAGGAAUAAAGGCUGAACCUGAGGUGAGCUGGGUCUCUGUGUCCAUGUUAGGAGGAUUUCACAAAUACUAUUUAUGAACAUCAACCUAUGCUUGAUGAGAAGCUGUCAUAUUCCUGUGAAGACUGUAAUAAGUCAUUCAGUUGUCACAAUAAUCUGAAGACACAUCAGCACAUACAUAAUGGGGAGUGGCCAUUUUGUUGUGAUGUAUGUAAUAAAUCAUUCAGUCAGCUAGAAGUUCUGAAGUCACAUCAAUGCAUACAUAGUGGGAAGCGGCCACUUUGCUCUAACGUACGUAAUAAGUCAUUCAGUGUUCAGAGUAAUCUGAAGUCAAAUCAACACACACAUAGUAGGAAGCGACCAUUUUGCUGUAAUAUGUGUAAUAAGUCAUUCAGUAUUCAGAGGAAUCUGAAAUCACAUCAAUGCGUGCAUAGGGGGAAGAGGCCAUUUUGCUGUGACGUCUGUAAUAAGUCAUUUAGUGUUCAGAAUAAUCUGAAGUCACAUCAACGCGUACAUAGUAGGAAGCGGCCAUUUUGCUGUAACGUGUGUAAUAAGUCAUUCAGUGUUCAGAGUAAUCUGAAGUCACAUCAACGUGUACAUAGUAGGAAGAUGCCGUAUUGCUGUGAUGUGUGUAAUAAGUCAUUCAGUGUUCAGAGUAAUCUAAAGUCACAUAAAUGUGUACAUAAUAGGAAGAUGCCAUAUUGCUGUGACGUGUGUAAUAAGUCAUUCAGUGUUCAGAGUAAUCUGAAAUCUCAUCAGUGCAUACAUAGUGAGAAACGGUCAUUGUGCUGUGACUUGUGUAAUAAGUCAUUCAGUUAUCGGAGUUCUCUGAAGAGGCAUGAACGCAUACAUAGGGGGGAGCGGCCAUUUUGCUGUGACGUGUGUAAGAAGUCAUUCAGUCGCAAGAGCCAUUUCAAGACGCAUCAGCACAUACAUAGUGGAGAACGACCAUUUUGCUGUGACGUGUGUAAUAAAUCAUUCAUUCAGAAGAGUUAUCUGAAGACACAUAAGCGCAUACAUAGUGGGGAGCGACCAUUUUGCUGUGAUGUGUGUAAUAAGUCAUUCAGUCACCAGAGUCAUCUGAA